CAUUUCUAUACCGCUUUGCACAUUUCGGAGUGAAACGUCAUUGCCACUGGAUUGGCGAUUAAUAUUUCAUUUAAAAUUACAUUAAAAAAAACUAUGUGCAAAUUGUUAAGUACUUGACAAAGUAAUUAGUGGUAUAAAUAAUUGCAUAAAUCAAUAAACAAUAAGAAAAGAAAAAAAUUUAAUAUUAAGUGACAUUGUAGUUUAUAUUCAAUAAGUAAUAUUAGUUAUAAUGGCGGCCUUACCAAGGAGAAUAAUCAAAGAAACUCAACGUUUAAUGCAGGAACCAGUGCCUGGUAUAAGUGCUGUACCCGAUGAUAGUAAUGCUCGAUAUUUUCAUGUAAUUGUUACUGGACCAGAGGAUUCACCAUUCGAAGGUGGUUUAUUUAAAUUAGAAUUAUUUUUACCAGAAGAUUAUCCAAUGUCAGCACCAAAAGUACGUUUUAUAACCAAAAUCUAUCAUCCAAAUAUCGAUAGGCUAGGCAGAAUUUGUUUGGAUAUUUUAAAAGAUAAAUGGAGUCCUGCAUUACAAAUACGUACAGUUUUAUUAUCAAUUCAAGCGCUAUUAAGUGCACCGAAUCCGGAUGAUCCAUUAGCGAACGAUGUUGCUGAAUUAUGGAAAGUCAACGAGGCGGAAGCUAUCAGGAAUGCCAAAGAAUGGACACGACGAUAUGCAAUGGACAAUUAAACAAACAAAAUCAAA
Molecule: messenger RNA, 700 nt
Organism: Chrysoperla carnea
Lineage: Eukaryota; Metazoa; Arthropoda; Insecta; Neuroptera; Chrysopidae
Product: ubiquitin-conjugating enzyme E2 N
Exons: 1
Coding region: 230-685 (151 amino acids)
Source: RefSeq, a predicted model, not a curated record